Molecule: messenger RNA, 1984 nt
Organism: Carassius auratus (goldfish)
Lineage: Eukaryota; Metazoa; Chordata; Actinopteri; Cypriniformes; Cyprinidae
Gene: sh3gl3b
Product: SH3-domain GRB2-like 3b
Exons: 11
Coding region: 129-1289 (386 amino acids)
Biological process (GO): synaptic vesicle uncoating
Cellular component (GO): glutamatergic synapse; cytoplasm; presynapse
Molecular function (GO): protein binding
Source: RefSeq, a predicted model, not a curated record
GCAGUGUCCCAAGGUGCAAAAUAUCGACGGACGGAAGAGGGUGGAGAGCAAUGUAGAGAUAGUACACAGACUCAGCCAUCCCGAUACGAUUGUUCAUAUGAAACAUUUGAGGACGACCACGGAUAAAAAUGUCAGUGGCAGGACUGAAGAAACAGUUUCACAAAGCAAGUCAGUUACUAAAGGAAAAGAUCAAUGGAGUUGAGGGAACAAAACUGGAUGAGGAAUUCCUCAAUAUGGAGAGGAAAACUGAUAUUACCCACAAACUGAUUCUCGACCUUGUUCCAAAAACUAUAGGAUAUCUUCAGCCAAACCCAGCAUACAGAGCAAAGCUCAGCAUGAUCAGUAAAGUGUCCAAAAUCCGUGGGCAGGUGAAGUCUGUGGGAUAUCCUCAGACAGAGGGCAUUCUGGGAGAUUGCAUGCUGCGCUAUGGCAAUGAGCUUGGAGCUGAGUCUGGUUUUGGUUUUGCUCUGCUUGAAAUGGGAGAGGCGCUGAAACAAGUAGCCCAGGCAAAAGACUGCAUGGAUGUCCGAGUAAAACGAACCUUCAUUGAUCCUCUGCAGUCCCUGCAGCACAAAGAGCUGAAGGAAAUUGCGUAUCAUCUGAGAAAACUUGAAGGUCGCCGUCUAGAUUUUGAUUACAAGAAAAGACGUAAAGGGAAGAUUGCAGACUCUGAAAUUAAGAAAGCAUUCGAAAAGUUUGAAGAAUCCAAAGACCUGGCCGAGAGAAGCAUGUUUAAUCUCCUAGAGAGAGAUAUACAACGGACGCAACACCUCUCAGGGCUUUUAGAUGCAGUAAUGGACUACCAUCGGCAGUCAUCCCAGAUUCUAGAAAAUCUCAGGAGUAGUUUGCAGAGCAGGAUAACAGAUGCAAGCAAUCAACCCAAAAGGGAAUAUGCAUCUAAAUCAGCUGCGAGCACAGUGUGCUACACAGAUAUUUAUGGAUUUUCCACAUGCUCAUCUGGUCAGUCAUCAGAUACUGAGGUUACUGAAGCUUUGAGUGAAAAAUAUGCACCAGUAAUGGUUCACUCUCCUGACAAAGUCACCAUUAAAGCUCAAAUAACAGACAAGCCAACCAGCAACAAUGGUAGCGGCCCCCCCUUGGACCAGCCUUGUUGUCAGGCACUCUACAGUUUCCAGACAGAAAACCAGGGCGAGCUGGGCUUUAAGGAGGGUGACAUCAUCAUUCUGACCAGCCAGAUCGAUGAGAACUGGUGUGAGGGAAUGGUCAGAGGGGAGGCUGGCUUAUUUCCCUUGAACUACGUCAAAGUCCUUGUGCCUCUGCCACAGUGACGGUGGGAAGUCCCUGCAGCUGGACAACGUGAACUGUGCCAGUUUUUGGAGAUUCAGAAACUUUGAUAAUUUGAUGAAGGUUAAUAUGUCAAGUGCUUCUGAGCCCUUGCUGUAUAUUUAUCUAUAUUAUCACUAUGCAAAAUCAUGUAGACUGCUUUGUAUUCCUUAUCUGAUUAUUUUUUAUGAAUCUUAUAAUGUUAAAUAAAUAUGCUGCUAUAUUAAAGUCCUAAGUAUCAUUUAUAUGUGCACUGUGAAUGUAUAUGUGACCCUGGAGCACAAAACCAGUCAGAAGUAGGAGAGGUAUAUUUUUAGCAAUAGCCAGCAAUACAUUGUAUGGGUCAGAAUGAUCCAUUUUGUCUUUUAUGACAAAAAUCUUAAGGAGAUUAUGUAAAGAUCAUGUUCCAUGAAGAUAUUAUGUAAAUUUAUUACCGUAAUUAUAUCAAAAAGUAAUUUUUGAUUAGUAAUAUGCAUCACUAAUGACUUUAUUUGGACAACUUAAAAUUUUUUGCACCCUUAGAUUUUUAAAUAGUUGCAUCUCAGCCACAUGGAAAGUUUUAUGAUGUAUAAAUCUUUUUUUUAUUAUUAUUAUUAUUGACUCUUAUGAAUGAUUAGGUCCAGGGCCACAUAUGAUCAUUUUAAUGUUGUUGUUUUUUUUUUUUUGGCACUCAAAAACAAAAUAAAUGACUUAGGAGUUA